This is a messenger RNA of Protopolystoma xenopodis, 360 nucleotides long. NCBI's taxonomy places the organism in Eukaryota, Metazoa, Platyhelminthes, Monogenea, Polystomatidea, Polystomatidae. The record is from the annotation of a GenBank genome assembly.
AUGCUUCAAUUUCGAAUUUUAGACGGAGUUUGUAGCAGCAUAAUAGACCUGGCCUCUAUUCCUGCCGUUUUUUUCGAGGCUAGCUUUUCAUUGAAAGACAACAAAGUCUGGAGUGCCGUGGUGCCAACCACCUCGUCACAUACAUUUCGGCCAGAUAAAUCAGGAAUACUUCAUCAUAUGCCUACGACCGGCUCGAUUUGGCUAGAACAUUCGACCUUUCGUCGUCAUAUUCCGUCAGAACUGCGCCAGAAACAGUUUUCACAGUUCCAUGCUUGUCAUGAACGCCUGACACAGUGUCUUGACACCGUAGAAUUGGAGAUCGUAAAACAGGUGAUCAUUAGGCGGCUUUAUUUACACUGA